Colossoma macropomum (tambaqui) is the source of this 2615-nucleotide messenger RNA. It is a transcript of the gene ccdc6b, whose product is annotated as coiled-coil domain containing 6b. The record is from RefSeq and is a predicted model, not a curated record. Lineage: Eukaryota; Metazoa; Chordata; Actinopteri; Characiformes; Serrasalmidae. Bases 46 to 1404 code for a protein of 452 amino acids. The transcript has 9 exons.
CAAACACUCACUCACUCACUCACUCUCUCAUGCUGUUCAGUGAUCAUGGCGGACAGUGCGAGUGAGAGUGAUACGGACGGUGCGGGCAGCAGCAGUUCUUCUGCUGCCCCUCAGUGCCCGUCCUCAUCUUCCACCAAGCCGGGCAUCGUGAUUUCUCCCUUUCGCCUGGAGGAGUUGACGAACCGCCUGGCGUCCCUGCAGCAGGAGAACAAAGUGCUGAAAAUCGAGCUGGAAACGUUCAAGCUGAAAUGCAAAGCGCUGCAGGAGGAGAACCGAGACCUGCGCAAAGCCAGCGUCACGAUUCAAGCCAGGGCAGAACAAGAAGAGGAGUUCAUCAGUAACACGCUGUUCAAGAAGAUCCAGGCUCUUCAGAAGGAGAAAGAAACACUAGCCGUCAAUUAUGAAAAAGAAGAAGAAUUCCUCACCAACGAGCUCUCUCGAAAACUUAUGCAACUACAACAUGAGAAAGCUGAGCUGGAGCAGCACUUGGAGCAGGAGCAGGAGUUCCAAGUUAAUAAACUGAUGAAGAAGAUCAAGAAGCUGGAGAAUGACACCAUCUCCAAACAGCUCACCUUAGAACAGCUCAGGAGAGAGAAGAUUGACUUGGAAAACACAUUGGAGCAAGAGCAAGAAGCACUGGUCAACCGACUAUGGAAGCGAAUGGACAAGCUGGAAGCUGAGAAAAGGAUUCUUCAGGAGAAGCUCGACCAGCCAGUCUCUGCUCCUCCUUCCCCCAGGGACAUCUCUAUGGAGAUUGACUCUCCCGAGAACAUGAUGAGACACAUCCGCUUCCUGAAGAGCGAGGUGGAGAGGCUGAAGAAGAACCUGCGCACUGCCGAACUGCAGCACACAGAGAAGCGGGCCCAGUACAUUGAGGAGGAGCGGAUCAUGCGGGAGGAGAACAUUCGGUUGCAGAGGAAGCUGCAGCGGGAGGUGGAGCGGCGUGAGGCUUUGUGCAGGCAGCUCUCGGAGAGUGAGUCCAGCCUGGAGAUGGACGAUGAGAGGUACUUCAAUGAAAUGUCGGCCCAAGGCCUUCGCCCCCGCACUGUGUCCAGCCCGAUCCCUUACACGCCUUCCCCGAGCUCCAGCAGACCAAUAUCACCAGGACUCUCAUAUGCCAGUCACACAGUGGGUUUUACUCCACCGGCCACACUGACCCGGGCAGGCAUGUCCUACUACAAUACGCCGGGCCUGCACGUGCAUGUGGGGGCCUCACAUGGCAUCGCAAGACCGUCCCCGAGAAGAAGCAACAGUCCAGACAAGUUCAAGCGCCCGACGCCCCCUCCUUCGCCCAAUACGCAGGCCGGAGUGCAGCCUGGACCACCUCCCCCUCCGCCCCCAGUGCAGGCAGUACCAUCGCAGCAGCAGCCACAGCAUGCAGUGCCGCACUCCUCGCAGCCAUAAUGCAAGAGUUCUGCGGCACAACCAUCGGAAUGGACUCAGACCAGAGCUACUGUAUUCCUACCAAGCCAAAGGCUUAACUAUCCUAUGUACAUGGAGUUGACAUCUUUCUCUUGCACUGAGAAUCAUAUAGGCUUCACUGUUAUUCUGUAUUGUGUUCAUGGGUUUUUUGUUCUUGUUUUGUUUUUCGAACGCAGUUCAGUGGUCUUGUGGCAUCGAUCGCAACACUAAACCUGCUUUUUUUCAUUAUGCUAGAACUUGUCUUUUGAGAGCACAGGGUCUGAUUAAAAAAAAGGGAACAAGUUGAUCCAUUCCGCCUCAGAUUUGAAUUGGGAGAGAUUUUAGCUGGCCCAUAAACGACGGACAGCAGCAUGUGCCUGUGUAUGAACUGCUUUCUGUGUGAGCCCUGCAUUUGCUUUGCUUACGGACAGGUAGAUAAACACAAGGUACUUGUAACAAGGAGGAGAAAUGCUCGAUGAAAACAUCUGCAGUGACUUUCACUUUUCAUAUAUGAGUCUUCUAACAGUAAUGUACUAGACAUGGGCAGCUGGUGGGGAAGCUGCUGAACAUUGCAGUUAAGUGCACCAGAUGGGUUGGUGUAGAGUGCGGCUAAUGGCCUUUAAGGGAUGCAGAGGAGCAGUGGCGUUGAUUUGGCAACCGUCGCCCCCCACGUCACUCUUUGCGCACUUGCUCAAAUGGCUGAUGAGAUGGAGGCUCGUGGCAACAGAGCCUGUUGCAAUCAUGCCUCAUGGAAAAAACCCACUCACGCAGCAAUAUGCAUUUGUUACUUGCUUCGAGCGCAUGCGUUAAAUGCAGAGGGUGCCCUAGCCUGGCUUUUUUGGCUGUGGGUGUGAAAGCAUCCUUAUUAGCUCAAAGGGAGAGAGAAUGGUUUACUUGAAUGCUGCUGUUUGUGUAUUGCACAAUUUGUGUGCAUCCGUCUGACUGUAGUCCUCUGGACGCGUACUAAUAGAAACGUUUGUUGCUUUCGGCAUGUCGCUGCACACGUUUGAUCGAAAUGCCUUGGUCUAGAUAAAAGGAGAAAGAGAGGUGCAAGGCUAGUACAUUGGUUCUUGUUCCCAAUUCACCGCCAUGUCUCCCUAAACAGUGUCUGUAACUGGUACCACUGUGACCCCCCCCCCUCCUCCCCCCAGUAUGUGUUCUGUAUAACAUUACAUUUACAUUACAUUUACAGCAUUUAGUAGACACUCUUAUUC